This is a messenger RNA of Acaulospora colombiana, 2628 nucleotides long. The record is from the annotation of a GenBank genome assembly. Lineage: Eukaryota; Fungi; Glomeromycota; Glomeromycetes; Diversisporales; Acaulosporaceae.
GAUCCGUACGAGGGGCGAAAUAUGGAUGAGAGCGAUGAUGGUGGGACGGGAAGACAGAAGAGAAACGAAGGAGUCAACGGAAAGAGAAAGGCCGUUGUUCUUGCUGUUUCUUCUUCUGAGGAUGAAGGAUAUGCGAAGAGGCGUAAAAGGCGCAGACCUCUCUUGUAUCCCAUGAGCACGGAAGAUGCAAGAUCUCUUGAACAAGCUAGGAACGACCUAAUCAGCUCUCAUGAGCAGAAAAUGCAGCAACUCAUCGAGGAACGUAGGGCGCUUGCAAAGGAUGUAUUCGCUCUGACAAGAGUUUCGGGUGCAUUGAUGCGUUUGCCUGCUCUGACUUCCAUCAAGGAGGAGCAGUUUCGCCAGUUCAUGGAUUCAUUUCCAAUGUCCAGCCUACCAUCCAAGGAAUUCUUGCUUGGAGCAAACAUGACGACUAUGAAUGGCUCCUUGCCAUCCAACGCUCUGGGAAACAUUCCCGCCGUCAAGAUAGAUUCCUAUUACGAUGACACAGAAGAUGUAGACGAACAAAUGGAUGUGGAUGACCUCAACGGUUUCCCCUCCAAAUAUAAGCUCAAGUUGAAGUGGGGAAAGAACGCUCGUCACGACAAUAAACCCGUAUCCUCUUCACUUUAUUCAUCGGAAUACUCUUCAAAAUUGCCAACAAUUCCACCACAUCUUCUCAACAAAGACUUGAGCCGCUUGUUAGAGCCUCCAGCCUCUGAAGUCAAGGACGGCAAGGCCCAGUCCCCUCCAAUUGAUUUUAAUCGCUGGCAAGCUACAAUAAUUUAUAACCCGGCGUAUAAACUGGUUCGAAAGGCGUCGAAAUGUUUGACAACAUCUGAUUGGAACACGGCUAUACAAGAGCUCGUCUUAACCCGUGCUUUCGAAAGAAUAGAGGAGCUACGGACCUCUGAUCAAUGGUCUUUUCGACAACCAAAACGUCAAAUAAUACCCCAUCCGAAGGACCAUUGGGCUUACUUGUUGGACGAGGCCAAAUGGAUGCAAGCCGACUUCCGAGAGGAAAGAGAAUGGAAGCGCACCCUUGCAUAUGAAGUGGCUCAGGCUGUCAUGGAAUGGCACCGUUCAACGCCUGAAGAACGUAUCGGAUUGCGCGGGUUCUAUCAACCCCCGAUCAUCGAAGAUAUUGGAGAGCCAAUCGAACGUGGUGUACCAGAAGGAGACGACGAAGAAUAUAUUGAAUUGUCCAAAGCAGCUCAGUUGGCCAUUCUUGCGGUCCCGGAACUCGAUGCCAAAGUAGAAGAACAAGCCAUCACGAUGGAUGUUCAGGAGGAUGAGCCGGUAAUUAAAUCGCCAAAGGUCGAUGUGACAGAAGAAUCUGUUCAAAAAGAGCCAGAGUUCACCAUGAAGAUCGAGGAUAAUGAACCUAACAUCCCACCGAUACCCCAAGACGAUAAAGACCCUAUUUUACCUGAGCUCACUCUUCCAAUAGACGAUUAUAAAAAUCCUGUGUUAUUCGUUCUACCAGAGGAGACCAAGGCUAUCGAUCUACUCCCUCAUUUCGAAGAAAUAAGAGAGCCCAUCUUGGAAUUGGAUUCUAAAGCGCUUUGGGUGGACCCCUUGGAACUAGACAUUCCUGAUACUCAAGAGGUGAAAGAAGAUGAACCAGAAAAAGUCACUCCAGAUAUAGCUAGACCCAAUGAUAGAGCAAGACGUGCUGAUUGGGAAACAUUGUUCCCCGACUUACCCUUAUAUGAGAUGCUGUCUCCUCCCGACUUCAAUAAUCGUAGAUUAACAAGUCGAGAGGAUGAGGUUCAAUCAAAGUCCAUAGCAAUUUCACCAUACGCCAACUCUCAGCCCCUCGUCCUAGGUGCUUUACAACCAGCUCUACAGCUGCAUAAUGGGCAAUGGCAGACCUUCGAUCUUGCUCCAGUAUCUGCGGAAGAAGGACAAAGACCAGUACCGAUAUCCUCUCGUUCCGAACGAUCUAGGCCACCAUCAUCUCUCAAGCUUGCACAGCGUAUCAGUGAAGCAACUCCCCGAUCUCCUGCUUGGUUUCCCUCUGAGGAUGCUUUACUCCGGAAAAUUGCUCCGGAACUGCUCUAUAACUGGAGACUCAUUGCCGAUGCCUUUAACUUCUUCUAUCAUUCCAACCAGAUGGAACAACGUACAGCUUCCCAGUGUUAUGUACGUUACGAAUUCUGUUUCGGCAAUCAAAGCACUACGCUCGAGGGGGAUACCUCUAUAGAUACAUUAGAUGGUGACGCCUUCACCAAAUAUGCAGCGGCCCGGGCAAACAGUGCGGCAGCAGCCUCACGAAAGCCAAAGGUCAUCGAGGAUUUUGUACCAACAGCUAGUCCUCAUGAUGAUGACCCUAAAUUCAUGCGCCAUAAAUUCAUUCACAGGGCUAUCAAAAGAGUGAUGAAGAAACGGGAGGAAGAUUCAAAAGCACGAGACGUAACGCAUCGUGUCAUGCAUCCGCAUCAGUCCCAUGAGUCAAUCAUUAAAUCCAAAGUUCUGACCCCUCAAGAAUUGGGUCGGAUGAAAAGAGAAACAGAAGAAAAACGUGGACAAGUAGCGCUACAUGGUGCCACUGUUGGCGCAUUACCUGGAAUGGGAAACCCACAAAUGAAUGGUGGCCCAGCGCAAAUGGCAAUGAGAGGACCAGGUGGC